CGUUGCAUUCUCUGACAAGUGCAAGAAAGAUCAGCACGUGCCACAGACCGCUGGCGUUGAACGCAAGCGACCUCAUCCCGGUUCUGACGACCAUAUCCGUUGACGCCGCAAUCGUCGAGCGCAUCUAGCUUGCAUCGAUGGACUCUAUGGAUGGCGACGACACUAUCUACCGCCCCCUUUUGUUUUACUCGACGGGGUACUCAUCGUCCCAGAUGCUUCUCGAUGACGAUGCAUUCCGACAAAACAGACAGCAGCACAACGAGGAUAUCGAUGGCAACGAGCCACAUAAUCCAUUACUUCAAGGACCGUUGGCGCCGCGUCUUCGCCUGGAAACAUUGUCGUCAACGGCCGCGUCUGCCGUCCUUGGCCUUACGUACAUUGCAUUUUGCGUCGCCAUCGCGCUGCCUUACCUCCAUACGAUUGGUUAUCUAUCAAAGGUUGAGCCAUUAUCUGGGGAGUUGUGCUCCCCGAACUUCCACCAAAACGCGUGCACAUACAUCGACCUCGAGCCCCACGGCGGCAAGAAUGCAUGGUGGACAGCAAACGUAAGCAACGUGUCGUGGCUUGCAGGAUCCAUGUCUCUCGAUUUGGAGCCCCGGGGAGUGAAUGUUACAUCCGAGACGAGCUUUGUGUUGGAGUACGAUGUGUUUGUGUAUGGCGGCGGCCACUCUGCCCAAGUCGACAAAUCCACCGACUACAUCUUUGCCCGAUAUAACCAAAGCGUCUGGCUGCAUUGUCCCGGUGGCAUCUGCGGUCGAACGACGCUGUUUGAUGUCUCCCAGGACAAUGAGGGCUUGGGCGGGGCGGGCUACGGGUCGUACUUGAUCGUUGUGUUCUAUCACAGCUAUUACCCUCACUUGUUCGCACGCGCUGUCGAUUAUUUCUUCUCGUACACAGCUCCAGCAAUGCAUGUGAGCGAGUUGGUCGUGCGAGCGGUCUUGGUCGCAGCAACGAUUGCCUUCUUGCCGUGGUGGUCGUACCAAACGUUUCAGGGAUCGUCGGGUGCCCGGCCCAUUCAUACGCGUGUGCUGUGGCUGGGCUUGGUGCUUGUCUUGUACCAGAACCCGAUCUUCAUGCUAGCGCAAUGGUUUCGAACAGUUGACGACGGAACUCGCUUUGCCGCCAACCUGUGCCAAACGAUCUCGACGACUUGCGUGCGCCUCGCUUGGCUCUUUCUGAUGGACCACCCGCUCAGUGCGUCGUCCGCGUGGUGGAAGGUGGUCUAUGGCGUCGUACAUGUCGCGAUGUCAUUGUGCAUGUGCGUGCUUCGAUUCCCUCGCCUCUUCUCUAUCGCCCAACACGAAUCGACCUUUGUCUUGCUGGGGUUUGCCAUGAUCUUCCUGACGUGGACAUGGCUCUUCUGGUUGCGAUCGAUCUGUCUUCGCACGAUGGCGACACUCAACGACAAGCUCAUGUACAUGACAUCGCGCGACCAGCAACUCAGCUACCGCUUCUUGUUCCUCGAGCUUGUACUCGUCAUCGUGUACGUGGGCAUGUCAUCGAUAGCGCAGGUCGUGUCGCUCGUCCGCGAAUGGAUUCUGUACGGAACAGCGCCAUUUGUCCUGGCAGCGGUCAGUUCCUUCUCGGGCACGGGCGCGGGCCAAGUCGUGCCAGUCGAGCAAAUCCUUUUCGUCAGCAUGGUCGUGUACAUGACGAUGGUGGUGCACUUACCUCCCGUCGAAUCCGCGACCUCCACCGCUCGGUUCUACAUUGAAGAAGCCCACUACGCGUCCGCGCGGAAUCCGCGGCUAUCGCACUUUGGCCAUCGACAUCCGUCCCAGUACGACGACUCGGCCCUGUUUUGUCUCGAAACGGCCGAGUGGCUCGUGCAGCUUGCGUGGCAAGCAUAUAUGGAUCCGUUGGGUAAUCCAAGUGCGUCCGGCAAUGGUGUGCAGGCGUUGGAAACGUUUGGCUUUGAGCUCAUUGUCCAUUUGCGCCACGAACUCCUCGAUACGCAAGCCAUUGUGUGCAUGCAUCGCACGAGAAAGCGACUGGUCGUGGCGUUCCGCGGGUCGGUCAGCAAAGCGCACUGGAAAACCAACUUGCGAUUUCACCAAGUGCCACUUUGGAUGCAAUCGAUGCAGGGGAUGGCCAGGUCGAGUCGACAACAGUCGUGCAAAGAUCGGGCAAUGCGAUGGGCAUCCCGCAUGCCGCUCUUAAACUUGGCCCUUCCGCGAGUUCACAGCGGUACGACGGUGGAAUUUGACCCGUCAUGGAUAUCUAAGAGCUGCCAUCGGACUUCCCAUUAGGUUUUUGGAAGGCGUAUGCGGCCGUGCGAUCCGACUUGAAAGAAACGUUGCGCUUACUCCUAGACGAACACCCCGACCUGUCGCUGUACGUCACAGGGCACAGCAUGGGGGGAGCGCUCGCCGUCCUGGCCGCCUACGACUGCGCCGUGCAUUUCAACAUUGCCAUCACCAUGUACAACUUUGGCGCUCCCCGCGUCGGCAACCCAGCAUUCGUGCGGCAGUACAACCGCGCUGUCCCCAACAGCCACCGCGUCGUGUUGGAUGGGGAUCUGGUCGCGGGAAUUCCACGCUUUUGGGGGCUGUACGAGCACGUGGGAUCCGAAAUUGCGUUGGACGAAGGAGGAAACGUGAUUGUCGAUCCGAGUUUCAUCGAGCGGCGGUUGCACCAACGAUCCAAGACACGCGUCGCGGUGCACGGGAUGCUAGUCUAUCGCAGCGUCCUUCGAAAGUGCUUUGACAAUUUGCAGCUUUAACACAUGAAUCGUUUGAUGCCUCGGUGAUGUU
This is a messenger RNA of Aphanomyces invadans, 2753 nucleotides long. RefSeq lists its product as hypothetical. The record is from RefSeq and is a predicted model, not a curated record. The coding region runs from base 138 to 2249 and encodes 703 amino acids. Gene Ontology annotation, biological process: lipid metabolic process. NCBI's taxonomy places the organism in Eukaryota, Oomycota, Saprolegniomycetes, Saprolegniales, Verrucalvaceae. The transcript has 5 exons.